Molecule: messenger RNA, 5166 nt
Organism: Temnothorax curvispinosus
Lineage: Eukaryota; Metazoa; Arthropoda; Insecta; Hymenoptera; Formicidae
Product: cyclin-Y-like
Exons: 4
Coding region: 437-1486 (349 amino acids)
Biological process (GO): regulation of canonical Wnt signaling pathway; regulation of cyclin-dependent protein serine/threonine kinase activity
Cellular component (GO): plasma membrane
Molecular function (GO): cyclin-dependent protein serine/threonine kinase activator activity; protein kinase binding
Source: RefSeq, a predicted model, not a curated record
GAGAGGGAGGGAGAGAACGAGACGCGAGGACUGCGAGGAGGUCCUCGUCGCGCGAGAGCCGUUGCUUUUUUUGGUCGAGCGUCGCCGACAUGAGCCAGACGAGCCGCGGGCGAGCGAGUCGCGUCACCAGUCGCGCGAACGGCUGCCGCCCCGUCAGCUGAUCGUUCAUCGCACAACGAAAUGUGAGGUAGCGAGCGUUACCUCUACACCUAUCUCUACCUAUCUACCUGUCUACUUACCUUAUAACUAUACCUAAACGUCAAGCCAGAGGACGUCGUGCUUGCUGCCGCGCGCAUCGCGGUUCCGAUUUACGCCCGGCCCGCGGUCCCCCCGCCCUCCUCCCGCGUGCGAACUGUGAGACUAACAGCGUGACCGCGCGCGCGAAGUGCGGGAAGCGGGGAGCACACUGGCAACCGGUUAGAGUUUACAUGGGAACAUGGGGAACAAGAAUAGCUGUUGCGUCUACUCCAGUCCGCAGGUCGGGCGCAAAGAAGGCGGAGCGAAGAUACGGCCCGAGUGCAACUCGCGCCUGGGCCCGGGCCUGGAGGAGCACCUGCCGGAGGGUGGGAUUAGCGUAAAUAAUUUGCAACAUAUCAGUGAACGCGAGCCGGAGGACUGGGACUCCGAUCCGUCGUUGCACCCGUGCGCGGGAACUAUCUUCAUGGAGCGUUCCAAGAAGUCUAUCGAGAAUGGCAUGGUGAGGAAGAAGAGUCAACAUCAAAUAGCGGACACAAGGCCUUUGAAGAAGAGUAGCAGCUGCAGUACAAUAUAUUUAGACGACAGCACGGUUUCACAACCUAACUUGAAAAAUACCGUCAAAUGCGUUGCCUUAGCCGUUUAUUACCAUAUUAAGAAUAGAACGUCGCAGCGACAGAUCGAUAUAUUUGAUGAGAAACUGCAUCCAUUAACGAGGGACGGUGUUUCGGAGGAUUAUGACAAGCAUAAUCCGGAGCAUAAGCAAAUAUAUAAAUUUAUAAGGACUCUGUUUAAUGCCGCUCAGCUCACUGCUGAAUGUGCCAUCAUAACGUUGGUUUAUCUCGAACGCCUACUUACUUACGCGGAGAUAGACAUAACACCGGCUAACUGGAAACGUAUAGUGCUGGGAGCUAUUUUAUUGGCGUCCAAAGUUUGGGAUGAUCAGGCGGUGUGGAACGUGGAUUACUGCCAAAUCCUGAAAGACAUCACCGUGGAGGAUAUGAACGAAUUAGAGAGGCAAUUUCUGGAGAUGCUGCAAUUCAACAUAAAUGUUCCUUCGAGUGUAUAUGCCAAAUAUUACUUCGAUCUUCGUACACUUGCGGAAGCGAACGAAUUAACAUUCCUUAGCGAGCCACUUAGCAAGGAGAAGGCGCAGAAGCUAGAAGCUAUGUCCAGAGUUUACGAAGAUAAGGUCACAGCCGAGGCUCUACGUACCGGUAUUAAAAAGUGGUCCAGCUUAGACAAUGUAUGCAUAGGCGGACCUAGACGUAGCAUUGCUAUUUUAUCUUAAACAUAUGCACGGAUGUAAAAACGGAUCUAAACGCAGAGACGCAAACGUUACUGCUCAGAUUUUAAAUAAAGGUACGUGAAACUUUGUAAAGACAUUGUUACCGAUCAAUUUUAAUGAUUUUUGAAAGAGAUCGUUUGGAUUAUACCAAACAUUUGUGUUACAUCUUUGUUUAAUUAUUGUGGAAUAUUUGAUGUAUUAUAUACAUCUCUUGGCAAACUGUUUUUAUAUAUUGUCUAAACUAGAUGUAAAAAUAUCGCAUAUAUACCGUAAUGUACGACUAAGUUGUAUCAUAUUUCCGUCGCAAGUAUGGUUUGCAAUAACAAUCUUAAAUCUAACAAUUAUAUAUGUACUCUAAAAUGUAGACGUUUCUCAAUUUAUUAUAAUUUCCAACCUUAAAUCUAACCGUUAUAUGUGUACUCUAAAAUUUAGACGUUUCUCAAUUUAUUAUAAUUUCCAAUGCGUUAUUCUAGUUGUCUUCAUUAAAGAAUCGUGAGGUGAUCCGAUAGAGAAAAAUUUCAGAUUGGUCUUCUUUCUAGAUACAAUUCCCAUUUCCAAAUUCUAGAUUCACUUUGAUUAACCGUGUUAUACCGCUAAUUACGGAAAACUAUAAAUAUUAAUCUUAUUUGGCAAUAAAUGUCAAUAUAUUUCUGUUGAUUGUGCAAAGAUUCUACUGUCUGGGACCUUAAAAUGUGGAUAUAACAAAGCAUACGAGAAUGUGAGGCGUACUGACGAAACAAAGGGUGAGAAAGAAAAUGUUUUAGUCGUAGCAUUAUCUGUACUGUCCUUAUGGGAGAAAAUAACUUGUGAUAUAUAUUAGUCAACUGUUCAUUAUCCAAAGCAUUUUAUAUAUUGACUGAAUUUAAUAAGAAUCAAACUUACGGCUGAUUUACUAAUAACAUUCUAAAAAGCGAAAAUGUAUACAGCACGCUUCAAAUUAAAGAUCAUUGAUAUUUGUUAAUAAACGCUACGUAAUUUAUCAAGAUAAUCCAAUUAGAAAUUUGUAAGCCAAAGUUGUAAUGCAUGUCACUUGAUAUGUCCAAAUUAUUUUUUAAGUAUAUUAAUAUAUUUCUUUGAUUUGCCUAACUUCUCACUGUCGUGUACAUCGAAAGUUUAUUAUAUGAGAGAGAAAUUAUCAUGGAUUUAGAAAAUGAAUUAUAUACGUUUUUUUAAUAUAUAAUAUUCCUAUGUACUUUCUUUUGAUAUGUUUCUGUAAGUACACACGUUUAUUUGUUUUCAUUAUUUUGAUUUAGAAUUAUUGCUAUUAUUAUUAGAGUUUCCUUUAAUGACAAAUGUACAGCAUAACAAUUUAUUUAAAAAAGUUUUUGACACUUAAUUCGAUAUAUCGGAUUUGAUAAAUGAUUUAUGUAUAUUGAAUAAUGGUACAUAGUGAGAACACCAUUUACAAUAAGUAUAUUAUAACGUAAAUAUUAGCAAAUCAGCCUUUGUAGCUUAUUAAGAAUGAAGGGCACGAUUAAAUUAGUCUGAAUAAUUGCUUUUAUAUGGCGCUACUUCCAUGGAUUUAUAAUUUUAGAUAAUGCGCGCGAUAAGGAUAAGCCAUGAUAUCAGGGUUGCAUCUUUUUUCUCUUAUAAGAUUACUCAGUCUUGCAAGGUUAUUCACAUUAUUAAUGAUGGAACUUCACUUAUAAUUAAUUUAUUUUAACAGGAUUAUUGAAGUUAACACAAUGUCAAGUCCACAUUUGUUUGUUCUUUUCAUUAUGUAAUACGUAUUACUUUUAGAUGCUUUACAGAGAUGUGUCGAAUAUUCAUCAGCCUUUAAUAUAAUAGGAAAUUAUGAAGUGAUCACAUUUUUAUGGCCAUAAAAUUUCUAUAAAUACUACUAUAAAAUAUUUAAAUCGGACAGCUAUGUAAAGUAUAUGCGUUUCGUAUAGCAUGCAAUUAAAUCUUCCAAAGAUCAUCGAGGAACACGCUCACUAAAAAAAAAAAGAAAAAAGAACUUAGAGGUUGUAUCAUAUUCACAUUUUACUGUAUAACAAGGUCAAAUUGAAAUACCAUUAAUAUAACGUGUACCAUAUAUAUUACUAAUUGACUUAUAUAUGAUAUAAUUUAAUAUUUUGUACCUACCAAUUAGAACUUAAAAAUAUAAGAUAGUCUUAUUGUAUGACUGGUUGUACGUCUAUAAGAAUUAAAGAGUGUAAUCUGAAGUUCCAUUGGAUUUUCAGAAUGCCCGUUACGGAGGAAGAGUAAUUGCGAUUUAUUAUUAUUUUUAUAUUUUAUUACACGAAAGUCAGAGUAUUGUAACGGUCGAAUUUAUAAUAUAGAGCGGCUGCAAAGCCCGAUGUAUGCGAGAGGAAACGAAACGAACUACGUACGUUCUCAGCUUUUAAUGCAUUUGUAUAGUAUAUACCGGAUGAUAAGAGCAUGAUGUAACGUAUUUGCAAUUUCUGUCCAUAUUGCAAUUUUUUAUUUCGCCUGUCCGAUAAAUAAAAAUAUAUUUUUACUGCAUUACUAUAUCAUAGGUAACUACAUACAUACGUGCUAUGUAUGCUGCGAAAGUGUUUAUACAACUUUACAGAGCAAUUAAUACACCGUGCGAUGCCAAAAUGUUGUUAAAAUUAUAUUGUAUAGACUAUUGCACACACACACAUACACACACACAGGAAGAAUGUGUACUGCACUGCGAUUUCCAGUUCGUUUUUAUCUCUGUUCUAAUUUUCUGAUAAAAACUAGAUCUUUAUAGAUUUUCACGCGCAUGACUAUUUUUAUAAAUAGAUAUUCAUUAUAAAGACAAUCUUCGAGUCUUAUUGCGUCCUGUAAAUAAAUUGCCGAAUUCGUGUAAGAUUCGUAAACGUGUGUAUCAUAAAUCGUACCACUUUGUUAGUAGUUACCCGAGCACUAAAAAAAAAACCGCUUGAAGGUGAUAUUUCAUAGGGUCGCCUUUAAGUCUUCCAUCCUCUAGCGUCUGUAUAGAGUCCUACAAUACUUCAACUCCAUGUAAUAAGUAUUAUGUUUAACAUAUUAUGAGACCGAUGCUUUUACGAUACGAAUUUGUGAUAAAUAGAUAUACCAAUACAUUAUAAUAUCGUUUUGUACAUAUAUAUAUAUAGAUAUAUAAAUAUCUGCAUAAAACACGCCUGUAUCUAUUUUCAUUGUAAAUUUUAUUGUCCGAUUACAAAGGCAGAUAUUAUAAGGCUAUGAAAUUUAUACUCUGUCACAUCUUUCACGUUUACUAAAAAAAAAAAAAAAAAAAAAGGAAAGAACAGAUAACUAGGAGUCUCUCUUCUCCCUACAUUUUGCCCGAUAUUAAAAGAAUGGAUGCUUCCGCUUAAACACAUACCGCUUUCAUAUGAUUAUCGCGUACGAAGUAGCAAUAUUCCUUGGGAAUGUAAAGCACAAGUCGUUCGCGUUUUCAGCACUCCUUUUUAACACUACAUCUUAUCCGAAGAAUCGCGAUUGGAAGCAUAGAAAGCGGUAUGUGCGUGCGUACGUAUGACAGUAAGAUGUAUAAAACGUGUGCUUCUUUUUUCGCAAAGAAAUUAUUAUUGAUAACGAUUAUACACAGAAAUACAAUUACGUGUUAUUCGACUAUGUAUACAAUGGUUGUAUCGAAACGAUGAUUGUAUACACAAGCGAAGUCAUUCUCAUCUUUCCGAAAAGCGCCAAAUUUCUAAAAAAAAAGAACGCAACUUUUUACAAAAAUAAAUUGUGCCUGAAAUAAUUUA